Molecule: messenger RNA, 5957 nt
Organism: Paramormyrops kingsleyae
Lineage: Eukaryota; Metazoa; Chordata; Actinopteri; Osteoglossiformes; Mormyridae
Gene: kbtbd11
Product: kelch repeat and BTB (POZ) domain containing 11
Molecular function (GO): protein binding
Source: RefSeq, a predicted model, not a curated record
AAUGGAGGAAUAUUGUACAAAAGACCCGGUAAUUAUUAUAAUUUCUUUACGUUGACACGUACGAGGACUGGUAACGUGCGUUCGUAAGACGUAUGACCGGAAGAGAGCAAAGUGAGGAUGCAGGCAGCGCGUAUAGUUUAAUUGUUUUUUUAGUUGGUUGACUUCUCAGCCGAAAGCUCCCCUUCUGUUACGUUUGAGAGUGUGCGUGGAUAUACAAAACCACACUCACAGAUGUUUUGCGCAUGUACCACUAUUCCUGGGUUCUACGCAUAAUUCCCAUGCAAGUAGGCCUAAACCAACUAUGGACUAGUCAAUGGUGUCUGACUCUUCAUAUUAAGUUCAGUAUACAUUCACAGUCCUGACCGACUGUCCGCAGCGUUUCUAUUUCACCUGAACCAAGUGUCAUUUAGAUCAAGUCACCCUACAGUUCAAAUAUAUUAACCCGUGUAAGUACCACGAGAUCAACCGCUGUCUAUUAAUAGUCUGGUGUUCUAAAUAAUCGUAAGGAACUGGUUAUACGUGUAGGUCACUGCAUAGUUCCUUUAAGCCACUGGUCUUGUAGAGUUUUCGAGGUAUGUUACACUGGAGAACCUUUGGACGCAAACUAUAAGAAAUAAGCAACAGAAAGGUAACGACUAUGACAUCCUAGACUCUAUUUUGUGUAUAUGAUUUAUAUAGCCAAAGGAAAAAUCACACCUUUGAUUUCAGCCGUCAUUACUUGCAGUGUUGCGAAGAUGGUGUUUUAAAACAAAAACAAAAAGAUGGUAGCAGACAUAAAUUUACAUAAAAAGUCAAGGCGCUCGGAAGAAUUCCCACAGAAUAGAGGUGGGGGGACAGGCGGCAAUGCGCGCUUGUGUAGGAAUGGCGCAUUUCCCCCGACACGCCCCUACACUGGUGUGUAGGGUUAAUACAAAGGAGGUGUGGCUUGCUUCAGUUACAGCUCAUCCCUACUGUAAAACCAAAACAUUAUCUCUUGACUGACACAGCUUACAGCGGACUGUACCCUCACACACAUUGGGGUGCUCUUUCUACCGUCCCCGAUCGCUGCGGCAGACCCACACAUGUGCGUGGAUAUUCGUGAUUCAGUACGACCGUGAGCACAAAUUAAUGGAUUAGCUUCUGGGUGAAGUAAAAGAGCAUAACGAAACAUGUUUGCUCUGUAAUCCUGUGGAAUAGUGCUCCGGGACUGGACUACAAACCGACGCCAGAGCAAAGCAAGCUUGUAUUAUUUACUGGCAAUCCUGAUGUGGAAAGCGGAUAUAAAGACAGGCGUUAAUUACAGUAUUCAAAGGAAGACCACUGAAGGAAAGUAUUUGGACUGCGAUGUUUGCUAGGAACAGCGGCCAUACCCAAGUCAUCAUCACCUUACAUAACUGGAAUUUGUGUACGGGUAGCGACCAAGACGUUUGAUGAACUACCCUUCUCUCCAGCUGCAGUUGGUGCCUACGUUGCGUAGGAAGACUUUGACUCGCAGACAGUUGUGGAUAAGAAGCAACGUUGUUUUUUCCACCGAUUUUAAAAAUAAAUUUAAAGUGUGUUUUGUACCACUGUCAUACUCCUGACUCCCCAGCCGCACUGUAAUAGCCUGUCCUCCUUCAGGUGGGAGACUUCUUGUCGUUUUUUGACGGGAAACAAAGACAGAAGCUGGUGAAUGUGAAUAACUAGUAGCCUACUUUUCAAAGACUACCCACGAGAAAUUAAACGCUUGAAGGAAAAACAAACGACUUCAACCGCAAUAAUAACAACAACAACCUGUGGCAGUAACAGCCCGAGCAAGUGGCGUGACUUAUUACCAACGGAUUUAACCCUGAAAGACUGAUUUUCCACUUAAGUGAAUGAAUUAUGGUGCGCGUACCUCCGUCCUAAAUUUCACUUUCAAUUUUUACAAAAUGCAGAACGAUUUUUCAAGCCGAGGCGCAACCGUAAAUUUCGUUACGGGAGUAAAGAAUGACGGUGGCCCAUAUGUAUCUGGCUUCGCCGUGGAGGCCGAUGCUGACAGACCCGUAAAUCAAGGGGAACUUGCGUUUGGCGCGGGCGACGUGCGAGUCCUGCAGGAGAAGCAGGCUUACUGCCGACAGAGAAGCAGGGUGACCAAAGAGCUGGGGGGUGGCGUGGAUUCGGUGGGGAGGGGGCACCACAACUGCGACGCCGAUCAGCAUCCUAACGUGGAAAAAAAUCACAUCUCCGGUCCCGCCGCAGACCAGGAUAAUCCAGUUAAUAGAAAUGGGAUAGCGGACGAGUCUGGUGGAGCGCGCAUGAAGGUGCCCUGUAGCUUUAGUUCGUCCCUGUGUUUUUCUGGAGGAACCAAAGACGAGGGGGAUAGAGCCGCUUCUUUAUGUAGGGGCAGUGGGAUAGUGCGGAGUCAGUGUCAGGAGGAGGGGCGGGGGACCUCCGCGCCUGUCACUUAUUGUGCUUCUGCGGGAGCGCAGCCAGCGCACGGUUUAGGUCAUAUGGUCAGUGCCUCACAGGGCAAUGAUCGGAGGGAGGGCGACACGAUACGAGGAAACCCGCUCACGCAAUCGACCGAAGGACGGUGGGAAAAUGGAAACGGAAUAACAAGUAUCUAUUCUUUGAAAGGAGAUCCGGAUUUAGUGAUUGAGGUGUCUGGAAAGAAAAUCCAGGCGCAUAAAUCAGUCCUGGCAGAGAAAAGUGACUAUUUCAAAGCACGGCAGUCUAGAGAUAUUCUUAAAGUGAAGGGACUGAGUUACAAGACAUUGACAGUGCUGGUGGAAUAUAUAUAUUCGUCUCGGAUGAACGUGAAUAAGGAUAAUGUCGUUGACGUGAUCACCGGGGCGAAGAUUCUUCAAAUCCCGUGCGCAGUUCAAGCUGCGAUGGACACCAUGUCGGAUCAAAUCACCGCCGAGAACUGCUAUGAGAUUUUAACUAUAGCGAAAAAGCAAAGGUUAAACGAGCUGAAGGAGACGGCGUAUCGUUUCAUGAGUGACAACUUUCUGCAGAUUUUAAAGGACCCCGCGGUAUAUGGGCGUCUGACGGGAUCGGAGAGAGACCUCAUCCUCAAAACGAGAAUGGAAGGAAAGAAGUCUGUGAUGGUGGCCGAAAUAAACGACGUUUACGACCGUGUGGGGAGCAGACCUCAGAGCCGGAAUAACAGCCGUCCACAGAGCCCGCUAUCCGUGGCUUCGUUUGAAGAAAACCAUAUGAUAUAUUAUUAUAACGAGAAGACUAAAGACUGGAGAUCGCUGACUAUGAUGCCCGAAGAUAUAAACACAAAGGGCUGUGGGAUUUGCACAAUGUAUAACUAUUUAUUUGUAGCGGGUGGAAUAAAAGGCUCCGGGGACAAAGGGAAGCUGUCGGAUAAGGUGUUCUGCUACAAUCCCGUCACGGACGCCUGGAGCGAAAUCAAACCCCUGAACCAAGCGCGGUCACAGCUGAAGCUGGUGUCGAUGGACGGCUUUCUGUACGCUAUAGGAGGAGAGUGCCUAUUUACGGUGGAAAAAUACGACCCCCGUAUGGACAGGUGGACUACGGUGGCACCCCUGCCCAAAGGAGCGUUUGCUGUGGCUCACGAAGCGACAACCUGCAACGGCGAGAUGUACGUGUCUGGCGGCUCGCUCUUUUAUCGCCUCCUCAAAUACGACCCCAAAAGGGACGAGUGGCAGGAGUGUCCGUACAACAACAGCAGGAAGAAGUCCACGGACAUGGUGGCCUUCAAGAGCUUCAUCUAUAGGUUCGACGUGAACCGCGAUCACGGCGUCAACGUGUUCAAGUACAACACCAUAGUGAAAAUGUGGCACGACAGCGCGUCCCUGGCGCAGGCGAACCCCCUGCCUUUCAGGUGCGCGGUCAUGGCGAACUGCAUCUACUGCGUGAAUAAAACGCAGACGCUCCGAUUCGUAGUGGGGGAAGAUGAUGCCCAUUUUGAGGAGGAACCGUUGAAAGCCCCCUUUGAGGCCAAGGGCGUCCUCUUUCCCUUUAUCCUAAGUGUACCCGAGAGGUUGGACCGGAACACGUAGUCAGUGUAAUAUAAAGGUUAAUGCGCGCCUGGCUUUUCGAAAGUAGUUGAGACUGUGGACAGGAGCAGUUAAAAAAAAAAAAAAAACCCAGCCGUGUUUAAUGUUCAAAAUUAACUUCAGUUUCACGCAAAUAUCUACAUAUAUUUUUUGCAUGGAGAAUGGGAACAUAUAAAACACGACCAGGCCUUAAAAAACGACGUAACUGUCGGAUUUAAGUAUACAUUUGAAAUGGUUUCAAUUACAAUAACAAUAUAUUUGCGGUUCAUUUGAUGUAUUUUUCUUGUGCACGUUUAGUACCUCUGUUAAAACAGUAAGAAUAGACUCAGUGUCUGGAAAAUCCUGAUUGGUAACAUUCGUAUAAACCUAAAAAUAUUACGCGGGGGUAUCAGAGUAGCUGUAAUCCGCGCAAAGUAACCCUCGGUCUAACAGCAGUGCUUCGUGAUCCUAGUCACCAUCACAAACCUAUGCAAACCAGCGAGACUAUCAGGGAAUCUCGCCUUACUUCGAGGAAUACAGGCCCAUGUAACUUAAUUAUUUGUUUAAAAGGCGUAAAAUAUCCUGUUAAAAUGUUUAUGUGAUAAUGCAUAAUGAAAUUGGAUGAACAUCGGAGCCUAAUAUCAAUUUGUAAACUUAAUGAGAAAUUAUAAAUAUUUGGAUUCCAGCUGAGUCGGCAUGGCCUGCAUGCACGAAUAAGCAAGAUUAUUAAGUGGGAUCAAAAAGAAAGCGUGACGAAUUUGUUUUUGUCUGUUUUUAUUGCCAUGUUGCUGUCGUGAUCCGGGGUAGGCCUAUGAAUCUGAGCAGACAUUCCUCAACUCCGCUAUCCGUGCUACUAACUAAAUUAUUCACUUAAGCAUAUUGAGCAAAUUCCAGGCUGCAUAAGGAUGUUAAGGAUAAACAUUUAAGACGUAAAUGCUGAACUUUAUACGAUUUUUGCUAAGCUAAAAAUGUAACGUGAAGCAAUAAUCUGUAGGCUACCUGUACCACAAUAUCUCUAAAAGACACAACAGUUUUUGGAGCCGGGCGAUUUAUUUAAAGAAUUUUUUUUAAAUAAAAUUAAGUGAUAGUGAUUAUGUAAAAAAAAAAAAAUGUUUUAAUAUAGAGUCGAAGCUGACACUGUCACAAACGUUAACUGCGUCUAGUUGCACAAAACAGCCCAAGCUGCACAGCGCGCCAUCGCGUACUGCUCCGUCUUAAAGCGGGAAUGAACUGUCACUUUCUGGGACUACAAGACUGUUUUACGGAGACACGGGGGUUCACUUUCCUUCCAACAAUAAGACGCACUGAACACAUAAAGCCAUUUAACACCCCCUCCCAGGUGGAAAUCUUCCCUUAACUCACACUGUCCAGCUUUCUUCUGUUGUACACCAAGUAGAAGCAGGCAUGGUAAACCUCAAAAAAGUUUAAUUUCUGCUCUUCUCUACCAAGAAAAAAACUGAAAGCACUUUUACCGCAGCUUCAACUUCUAACACAUCGCCUCCAUAAGCCAAACACGUAUUAAGAUCUGGGUUUGCGCUUAGAGGAUGGUACGUGUGAUGCCGCAGUUUUCUCUUUGAGUUCGAUUUUAUAGGUGGAAUUCCCACCUUCCUGCAUCUACGCGACGUUUCGUUCAAUUUAACUCGAUAAAAAAAUCUUCUGCAGAGAAGCAAAAAGGUUAGAUUUUAAGUGUCAGGAUUUUGUGUUUUUUUGUUGUUUUUUUCUAACAGAUGUGGAUGUGACAGAUUUGUUGAAGCUGUUUUUUUAUAUUUUGCUGUCUGGCUUCAAUGUGGAGGACGUGGACUGUAGAAUGCGGCUUGCUGUUUAAAGAAAUUACUAGAAAAAAAGCAUUAUUUUGAAAGUGUAGAGCCCAUAUCCUUCUUACCAUAAACUUUAUUUAAUAACAGUUAUAACGCAUUAUAGCUUUUAAAUUUUAUGCUUUUAAAUUGUCAGAUGUUGUAUUUCAGUCAAAAUUAUGUGCACAAAAUAAAAAAAACUCAUUUUCAUGUA